This is a messenger RNA of Penicillium digitatum Pd1, 270 nucleotides long. Lineage: Eukaryota; Fungi; Ascomycota; Eurotiomycetes; Eurotiales; Aspergillaceae. The record is from RefSeq and is a predicted model, not a curated record.
AUGCGUUCGUCAAAAACAGGCAUAAGCACAAGCACCGUUGUCAUUCCGUCUCCUACCCAAGCGAACAGCAUUUCCCGCAAUUGCAUCAAAUAUGCCGAGGCACUUAGCGGGGACUGCUGCAGCAAGUUUGCCACGGCGAACAAUAUCACGACUGCGGAGCUGUACGAGUGGAACACGGUGCUGGGGACGACUGCUGCGGACUGCGGUACUGAACUCCAGGCCAAUGUUUCCUACUGCGUGGGCGUCAACGGAGAACUGUCGAAUGGUUGA